UAAAAUUGGGCAACCAAGUAGGAAAAUAUCAGAAAAAAUUAAAAUAUCAUAAUUUUAAUAGAUUCUUUUAGGUUUAUUCAGUGAUUUUUAUAGACGUUUUGUGUUUGACUUAUGGAAUCUGAUCUGGAAAGUGCUGUUGAGGAGUUGUAAGGGUUAACUUUCUUUUGUUUUGUAUUAUUUAUUUGCACGUUCAUAUUAUAUUAUAGAAUGAUAUAUUGUCAUGUGACCAAUGGACUAAUCUGAUAUUGACCAUUAUUUUGAUAUAAACUUGGUUUAUUUUGUGUUUUAGGAUGCAAGAAAGAGGGGUAGUUGGUGUGAUUUGCACAAAUCAAGAAGGCCUUGCACUUACUGGUAUUGACUUAAAACUGUAGGGAUGUGCGGUCUGCCGGAUAGGGAUAUACUGAUAUCCGGCAAAAUAUAAACAUCUUGCACUAUCUGGUGGCCGGUAAAAUUUGCCGGACGUUUACCGGAUAGUACUGGAACUUUUAUUAUAACCACAAAAUUGUCUGCUCUGCUUUAAGAUAUUGUGAAACACAAACAACUAGUCUACUAGAUAUGUGACACAUUAAAAUGAAAUUCCAGUUAAGUUUUUUGUGGUAUAAACUGCUCUCUGCUUUUCUUGUCUGAUGAUCCUUGUGCCACAUACUAAACAGACAUUACAAUAUUUUAUGACAAAAAGAUAGUGACGUAUUGUCCAAGUUCCACCAUCAGUUAUUACCCAGUAGAGUGCUAUCCGGUACCAUCCGAUAACUGUCAAAGCAGUAUCCAGCACAUCCCUACUAAACUGUAUUUCUAUUAGAUAGUUCCCUGACUGGAAAGUUUGGAAAUUUCACAUCCGAGAUUUAGAAAAUAUAGAAAGUAUUGAAACUGGACAACUGCAUAAAGAAAGUGUCUGCAAAGAGUCUAUUAGUAUUAAGACAUGUUUUUUUAUCAUUUUAUUUUUUAGUUGAUGGGUCGGCAUCAGAAGUACAUGCUGGUUUAGUGUCGGGUAUUGCUCAGGAAGCAAGAAAACUUUUUCCUGAAAUUGAUUUAUCACCAAUCGUUGUCCUAGAAUCUGAUACGUGGUAAGAAACUGAAUUAUCACACUAAAGAGCACAGGAGUGAAAAUCUCGUAUAAGUGCAUCAACUUUUCUUUGUUUGUUUUCUAGUAAUCUUUUGAUCAGAUCCCACGAAGGAACGACGACCGGCGUAUUCAAAGUCCCAUCGUAAUUAAUGACAUUGAUAACAAUAGAAGAAAUAACGAACAUUUAAUUAGUAAACUAUGUACAUAAAUUAAAUAAUGGUGAAUAAAAGAUUUUGAUAAAUAAACAUUAUAGCUGGAUUAUUGGGGAGUCAUAUUUAGUUUAUUGAAG
Paramuricea clavata is the source of this 1352-nucleotide messenger RNA. The record is from the annotation of a GenBank genome assembly. NCBI's taxonomy places the organism in Eukaryota, Metazoa, Cnidaria, Anthozoa, Malacalcyonacea, Plexauridae.